This is a messenger RNA of Gadus macrocephalus (Pacific cod), 6702 nucleotides long. It is a transcript of the gene pdzd8, whose product is annotated as PDZ domain containing 8. The transcript has 5 exons. Lineage: Eukaryota; Metazoa; Chordata; Actinopteri; Gadiformes; Gadidae. The record is from RefSeq and is a predicted model, not a curated record. Bases 132 to 3770 code for a protein of 1212 amino acids. Gene Ontology annotation, biological process: mitochondrial calcium ion homeostasis. Gene Ontology annotation, molecular function: protein binding; lipid binding. Gene Ontology annotation, cellular component: mitochondria-associated endoplasmic reticulum membrane contact site.
GCACGAGCCUGAACAGCAGGAAAGCAGCAGAUGAUAUGGCAGCUUUGUGAGCGACCAGGUGGAACUUGCUUUGUUUAAAACACCGUGCAGUCUCCUUGCCAUGGACACCUUGUAGAGUAGGGACGUUGAAGAUGAUCUACUUGAUCCUGAUAUCGGCGAUCUCCGGGGCGAUCGUCACGUUGAUCGUGGAGUUCCUGCUGGUCUACCGGAGGAGCCCGGAGCCCGUAGCCAGGACAGUGCAAUAUGUCAAAGUAGUGCCCGAUCCCGCACUGAGGGAUUACUUCAACAGCCAACAUGUUGAGACGGGUCAGCUCCAGCCAGACAACACGGCGUCCAGACAGCAAGAGGCCGUGUCGGCCAGGCACCAGGAUGCAGCUGUCCCCACCACCACCACUGCUGGCCCCAGACCGCAGCAGUCGUCCCCACCGCCCCACAGCGAACCCCUCGAUCCGUCUAAGCCGGAGACGUGUAAUUUCCUCAACGCGAUCUUCUUGUUUUUAUUCCGGGAACUCCAGGACACCCCCGUCGUACGCCACUGGCUCACCAAGAAGAUCAAGGUGGAGUUCGAGGAGCUGCUGCAGACCAAGACGGCGGGUCGGCUGCUGGAGGGGCUCAGUCUCCGGGACCUGUCCCUGGGCAACUCCCUGCCCGUCUUCCACACAGCCAGGCUCAUGAACCCGGUGCAGUUGAACGCGGACGGCAUGCCCGAGGAGCUCAACUUUGAGGUAGACCUGGAGUACAACGGUGGCUUUCACCUAGCAAUCGACGUGGAGCUCGUGUUCGGCAAGUCUGCGUACCUGUUCGUCAAGAUGACGCGCGUGAUGGGCAGACUCCGGCUGCAGUUCACGCGCACGCCCUUCUCCCACUGGUCCUUCUCCUUCCUUGAGGACCCCCUCAUCGACUUCGAGGUUCAGUCGCAGUUUGAAGGCAGACCGCUACCCCAGCUCACCUCCAUAAUAGUCAACCAGCUCAAACGCGUCAUCAAGAAGAAACAUACCUUGCCAAAUUACAAAAUCAGAUACAAGCCCUUCUUCCCGUUCCAAGUCCAGCCGCCCCUGGUCCCGGCCUAUGACGCAGACCUGUCGGUCCACGAUGAUGCACUGGUGGAAGGCCGGCUCAGGGUCUCCCUGAUCGAAUGUAGCAGGCUGUUCAUCCUGGGCUCGUACGACCGUGAGACCUACGUCCACUGCACCCUGGAGCUGAGCAGCUGUGAGUGGAAGGAGAAGACCAGGAGCUCCAUUAAGAAGACAGAGGUCUUCAAGGGGACGUGUAUCAGCAUUGGCAUUACUUUCCGCCAGGUCCCUGCCAGCGAGGCCGACGCCGUGCACGUGUGCAUCGAGACGGUGACGCCAAACUCCCCCGCCGCGCUCGCCGACCUGCAGCGGGGCGACCGGCUCAUCGCCAUCGGAGGUGUGAAAGUGACAUCCUCUGUACAAGUGCCCAAACUGCUGAAACAAGCAGGAGAAAGGGUUGAGGUUCUCUAUGAAAGACCAGUCCGCCAUCAGAGCUACCCACUAGGUAAUCUAGGGCCCCUGCAUGAGGGCCUGAGCCAUCUGGAGGACCCGGCCUUCAUUGGUCCCCAGGGGCCAUCAGGAUACGAAGAAGAUCCGGCCCCGAUCAGCACCGUCCCAGACAUGGUGGACUGCAAGGAGAUUGACUCUGAGUUUGAGGAGUUGAUGGUGGACUCCAAGCCGAGCCCGACCAGCAGCCCUGGUGGCGCCAACCCCCCCGACGCUAGGGAGGACUCCCUACUCACAGUAAACCAAAGCCCCAAAAGGGCCGUGGCCAACCUAGCCUCAAUCUCACCCAUCCUAAACCGCAAGCUCCUGCUGGUGGGGCUCCAGUCUCCUCUGAAGCCACAGCCCAAAGAACCACCGAAGCCCUCGCUGCCCAAGAGCAGCGGGGACUCAUUGGAUGCCGGUCCCCAGCGGCCCACCGUUCCUCCCCCGCCGCCCCCCACUCGGCCUCCGGUGCCUCCUCGACCACAGAUAAAGUUGACCACGGCCUCCUCUGAAACCAGCCUGUUGGAGGUUACUGAUCUGACACCAGCUACCAGCUCUGCUUUAGCAACUGCAACCACCACCUUCUCUAUUGCCAGCAACCCCUGCACCACCACGUCAGAGAAGUCCCCCGAGAAGAGUCCCGUCCACACAGCCCCCGGUGAAAAGGCCUCUGCGGAGAAGAGCCAGGUCAAGGCGACGGAGCCGAAGCCAGCCAUGAAGCAAGCAGAGUCCUGCGAGGAACUCUCUGCCCCUUCGGCUGCCCCCAGUAGCAGCAGGCCUGACUCAAUGAAAGACAAAAAUUCAGAGAGCACCUGCAGCAUACGAGACAGCCUGGAAGACAACACCUUUAGGGAAUGCCCAGAGACCAUGUUCCGCAACAAGUCAGGCCGCUGGAGCAACGCCUCGCAUGUUUUGGAGGUGGAGAGGAACCAUCGUUACCUUAACGUGGCACUGUGGUGCAAAGACCCUUUUAAGCUAGGCAGCCUCCUUUGCCUGGGCCACGUGAGCCUCCGACUGGAAAGCGUGGCCUUGGAAUGUAUGGCCACCGCAUCGGCUGAGUACCAGAGCACAUUCAGGCUAGUGGCACCAGAGCCCAGGGCUAAUGUUAGCCGCACAGCCCUACGCAACCUGAGCACCCACAAGGGCUUCAACGAGAAGCUUUGUUACGGAGACAUCACGUUAAACUUCUGCUACCUGGCCGAAGGGGAGCCCGACUAUUCAGCGAGGAUGGUGGAACGGGAGCGAGAGGGAAGCCUUCAGGAGGAGGACCUUAAGGACAGGGAGAGGGAACACGUGCACGUGGCCCAGCGUGACGAUAUGGCAUAUGGCGCUCUGCAGAUGGCCGAGGUUCGUCACAACUUCCAGGACACCCAGUUCCAGAACCCCACCUGGUGCGAGUACUGCAAGAAGAAGGUGUGGACCAAGGCGGCCUCACAGUGCAUGAUCUGUUCCUACGUCUGCCACAAGAAAUGCCAGGACAAGUGCCUGGCCGAGAAUCCGUUUUGCGUGGCGGCAACGGACCGCCGCAGCGCAGACCCAGAGGCCAAAUCCACCAUUAACCGAGCAACCAGUGGCAUCACGCGGCACAUCAUCAACACCAGCUCCCGCCUGCUCAACCUGCGGCAGGUUCCAAAGACGCGCUUGGUAGAGCAAGUGGUCGACAUGGGUCCCGGCACAGUGGAGCCCUCCCCAAAACACACCCCCAACACCUCUGACAACGAGAGCAGUGACACGGAGACAUACGCCAGCGGGGCAAGCCCCUCCAAGCACCCCUCCGGCGGCGCAGGCAUCUGCAGCGGAAAGCUGGCACGCCGGGAGGGAGGCCUGGACGACAGCGUGUUCAUCGCCGUGAAGGAGAUCGGACGCGACCUCUACCGGGGACUCCCCACGGACGAACGGUCCCAGAAACUAGAGCUGAUGCUGGACAAGCUCCAGCAGGAGAUCGACCAGGAGCUGGAGCGCAACAACACCCUGCUGUCGGAGGAGCGCGAGGCCACGGAUGCCCGCCGAAAAGCAGCGCUGGCCAAGUCCGGGGAGAGGCUGCAGGCGCUCACCCUGCUGAUGAUCCACUACCGGGCCGGCAUCGAGGAUCUGGAGUCUGUGGAGAGCACCUCGCCGUCGGAGCCACACAGCUUCAAGGCUAAAGGCGAGGAGGAUGAGUCUUUGACAGCGGCGGAGAUUUAUGACAGUGACAUGUGCAGCCCAGUGGAAGUUCCGCCGCUGGACGACAUCACCGAGGAGCAGAUCUGUGUGGAGGCCCUCCACUAAAGAAGAAAGAGAGGAAAGAGACAGUGGGCUGCAGUCCGGGCUCCUGGCCCCUAGACCCGGUUUAAGAUUCAGUUUGGUCAAAGAACUGUCCCUUAUGGAAUCGCAGGUUAUUACAAUGACUGGUCAUCAUCACAUUUUGUGAAUCAGAAGCAGCAGUUGAAAUGACCGGCUGUUUGUCUUGCACUGUCCCUGUUUGUUGGUGACUCUUUAAUUUUGAGGGGAGUUUCAGUGAUACUCUAGGGGUAUUUCAGCUAUACUUGAUUAAGAUGAGAAGGGUUCAACAUUUGAUUCAUGCUUCUUCUCACUUCUUGCCAGAUCUCUGUGGGCAGCCUGCUGCAAUUUCACAUAAACUACGGAAACCCUGAAGGAUUGGGGUAUAUGUGUUUCUAAUGAUAAUGGUUUCAUUCCUUUUGUUUUCGUGGGCUUAAUGGUGGAUCAAGUUCCUUAAGAACUCAUCGCUGUGUGUCAGCAGAACACUAGGAGUCUUCUGAUCACUAAUAACUUCUCUCUUCAUUAACCGCUUAACCGCUAAAUUAGCUUUAUAUCAAAAUGUGGUUAUUGAUUAUUAUGCUGAACUUGAUUAUUGACACGUCAUCGGUAGUCAUUUUAUAUUUAUACAUUAUACAUAUAUAAAUAAUAUACAUAUUGAACAAACUAAGGAAUUAUUGAUUAAUAAAGGUUUGUAUUUUAUUAAAAGGUGCAAUAGGUUGACGACGUCAGUAAAGGGAAAAUGAAUGUCCCAAAUAUUUGAUCAUAUCAUUUGGUAAUCUGAGAUAGUGAUGAGGAAUUAGCUAUACUAGUUGAGUAGCCUUACACCUUCCAUCACAAUGGUGUGGAAGUAGGCAAGUAAAUGAUUAGCCCAGCCUCCCAGGCCCAUCAGCAUCAUCAUAAUGGAUAAUGUUUGUUAAGAGAGAAGCGAAUCUGAUCAGGAUACUGUUGGUCUUCUGACUUGGAUCUAAAGUCAGACCAUACCGUACUUGAGUGGAACAGUCCCUGGUUCUUUACGAGCCUCCAUAGUAAAUCAAAGUACACGUAGGCCUACACUGAAUUGUAAUGUCUUAAUUCUGGACUAUCAAAUUAGGUCAUUUUCUUCAACUGAAUUCGGUUUUCAAAGGGACGUUUUAAAGUGACUAAUUGUAUCACCCCUCUUCAUUCCGUCAUAUGGAAAAUGGGACAUUUACAUGUGGUUCAACAUUAUUCGCUAUUGCUAACAAAUGUUUGUUAAAACAGAAUAUAGUAAAAAAAGAAAGUGUCGAUGUGAUUAUGAAAUAGCAGCGGCUUGGGUGUUUUAAGCUAGCUCCUUAGAGACCAUUAGAGCAUGGCCCUGCCACCUGCUAAUUGGCAAAAUCAUACGUGCAGAUGCAUUUAGUCAAACCUCCAAACCCUGGAAGCACCCGGCUCAUCGCAAAUCUGGAAUAAGUGUCUAGAAAACGUAAAAACACAAGAGUAAAACAAUGGAGGAGGAAAUCCGCCUCGACCACGUCGUGUGUCAGGGAGUCUGUCCAAAAGGUCCUAAAUAUCCGGAGCACUUUCUUGAUGACGUUUUAGCUCCUAGGACACCUUAAAAUGCUUGUUGGCUUUACAGCAAUGUGUGGAACAGGCGUAAGAUUCGAUUUUUUUAAGGAAGUAGAUAGGUUUGUUAAGUGAGGAGCACUGCUAGUCCGCAUCGGCCAGGUCCGUUGCCAACUUGCCACCCAGUUGUAGGCCGGGCCGUUUAGCACAUGUGUGUGCCGAGCUCCUUGGUUCCUAGAGGAACACCUGCCACGCCUCGUUUAUUAGUUAGUCCUUUAUUAUUAUUAUCGUUAACAAUAGGAUAAUUUAGUUGUUGGUGUGUGCGUCUCAAACCCAGCCUGCUUUCUGUGGCGCAGAUAUAUCACUGACUGACUUAGUUUGUAAUAAUCACUUCACUUCUGAACAAAUGGACUAACGUAACAUCUCCCGCCGUUUGCGGAGUUGUGUGUGUGUGUGUGUGUGUGUGUGUGUGUGUGUGUGUGUGUGUGUGUGUGUGUGUGUGUGUGUGUGUGUGUGUGUGUGUGUGUGUGUGUGUGUGUGUGUGUGUGUGUGUGUGUGUGCGAUGGAUUAAUGGACGGAUGGAUGGAUUUAUUGUAACCGGUUAUGAACCGCUUCAAGUUGUUUUUGAUUUAAUUGUGGGACCUCCAGCAACCUUAAAGAGUUGUUGUCAUAUCAGGACGAAUGUAUCCCCUGCUCCUUUGUCUUCGUCUUCUUCCUCUUCUAAUGCUGCUUGGCGCCUUCCCCCCCAUCCACUCUGUAGAAAUCAUGUCCGUUCAUGUCUGCUGUUUCAGUGAAGCUUUCAUAACCAAAUAUCACCGUUCCCCUAAACAUGUUCCACGCAACAGUCUUGCUACCAAAUCGUAACUACCUUCGUCGUUUCCUUUUUAAGACCGUCCACUUCGUCGCUACGGCAACGUACGCAAUACUUACUGACCAUGCCGAGGGACUUGGGGGAGAGGGGGGGCGGGUUGUUCGACUUCCUGUUCCUCCUCCCCCCAAACCCCCCGUGUGCACGUCAUGGUGCUUCUCUCAAUAGUUCCUGGCUGCGCUGUUUGUCGAUGUAUCUCCAAUUAACCCUGGUUUCGCUAUUGUCAUUUGAACAACUUCACCCUUGUAGUACCCCGUCUUUUUGUGCGUGGUGUUGUGGAUGAGCGCUGCUUUUGACGCUGCUAUUGAAGCGAAAUGUGCUCUUAUUUUGAAAAUAAUGAAACCACAUCGCCAUCGCCCCCCCCCCCCCCCCCCUAUUUUUCACUGACUAUAGUGACUUCUCACGCCAUUGCUUCCAGCGAGUCGUGGUGGCAUAUGUUUUCUUUCUAUUUGUGUGUUUGUCCAUUUGAGUGAUGUCUUGCAUCAUUGUGGACAUUGCCCAUGUGAUGAAGCUGUAUUGUACAUAGCCUAAAUAAAUAUGCUCACCCUCUGA